AUGCUUCUCGUGCAGCCCUGUGCCAGGCAGCUGCUCCGUGUUAAGGGACACUACGUCGCCGGAGCUCGUCGCGCCCGUCACGAUGCGGCCGCUGCAAACGGACGGGGCCCGCGUAUCGCAAUCGUAGGCUCUGGGCCGGCAGGCUUCUACACGGCACAGAAGGCCAUGAGAGAGCUCCCAGACACGAGGGUAGACAUGUACGAGCAACUACCGGUGCCAUUCGGUCUGGUCAGGUAUGGAGUUGCUCCAGAUCAUCCUGAGGUGAAGAAUUGCCAGGACACAUUUGAAGACCUUGCCGCGUCGCCCAACUAUACCUUCAUUGGUAAUGUCAGCCUUGGACAGGAUCUGCCUCUUCCUCUGCUCGCGAAACACUACGAUGCGAUUGUCUUUUCAUAUGGCGCAUCUAAAGACCGUAAGAUCGGCUUAGAAGGCGAGGAGAGACCGCACAUCUACUCGGCAAGAGCCUUUGUGGGGUGGUAUAAUGGCCUGCCAGAGUAUCGCGAUCUCAAUCCCGAUCUCCAGUCCGGAGAAAGUGCCGUUGUCGUGGGACAGGGAAACGUUGCCCUCGAUGUCGCUCGUGCGUUGCUCACUCAUAUCGACACGCUGAAGAAGACCGACAUGACGGAAUAUGCCAUACAGGCCCUCUCCGAGAGCAAGAUCAAGCAUGUCCGCGUGGUGGGCCGUCGAGGCCCACUCCAAGCCGCGUUCACCAUCAAGGAAGUGCGUGAGCUGCUACAACUUCCGGAUGUGAACUUUACGCCGAUUCCGGAGGAUCUCUUCCCUCCAGAUCUGAAGAAGUUGGAGCGGCCAAGGCGCCGUAUCAUGGAGCUGCUCAAGAAAGGCUCGCCGUUCAAGCCCGAUGCCCCAAAGUCCUGGGCCUUGGACUUCUGUCUUGCACCCAGGGCGUUAAACUAUUCGUCUACCAACCCAUCUGUGCUUGAGAGCAUCACCUUUCAGCACACGCAGCUCGCGGAGCCCGCAAAUCCCAGCUCCGCAGUCACGCCCACGGACUCCACGACCGAGCUCGAAACCUCCACUCUCUUCCGCAGCAUCGGCUACGCCGCCACGCCGAUCCCAGGUAUGGAAGCCAUCGGCGUCACAUUCGACACCCGCAAAGGCACCAUCCAGCACGACGGGUUCGGGCGCGCCACGCCCAUCGGCACCGAAGAGCAGCUGACGACCCCUUCGUCCAAUGCUUCAGUCUACUGCGCCGGCUGGGUUAAACGCGGCCCCACCGGCGUCAUCGCUUCCACCAUGACCGACGCCUUCCAGACGGCGGAAGCGAUCGUCGAGGACUGGAGGCGCAGCUCGACCGGACAGCUGCCGGAGCGAGCUGGCUGGCAAGGCGUCAAGGCCGAUGCGGAACGAUCUGGCCUCAAGCUCAAACCCGUGCACUGGGAGCAGUGGCAGAAGAUCGACCAGGCGGAGAAGCGGGAUGGCUCGCAGCAGGGAAAACCGAGGGAGAAGAUGGGGACCGUGCAGAAGAUGCUGGAGGCGGCGGAGGCGUGA
Cyphellophora europaea CBS 101466 is the source of this 1509-nucleotide messenger RNA. RefSeq lists its product as uncharacterized. Gene Ontology annotation, cellular component: mitochondrion. The record is from RefSeq and is a predicted model, not a curated record. Gene Ontology annotation, biological process: ubiquinone biosynthetic process. Bases 1 to 1509 code for a protein of 502 amino acids. The transcript has 2 exons. Lineage: Eukaryota; Fungi; Ascomycota; Eurotiomycetes; Chaetothyriales; Cyphellophoraceae.